UACCGAAAGCAUCGAGUGCUUAAGUAGAAAUGAGACGUGUUACUUGCCAAACAUAGUUGCUUAUUUAUUUAUUGAUAAUAUUAUAAUAACUAUUAAAACAAUUAUUAUAUUUGUAAAAAAAAAAACAAAAAAAUUAACUAUUUUUUUUAUAUGAUUUUUAUUAGAUUUCAAUCAUUCUCGUUUUUUUUUUUUUUUCGAAUUUUAUUUAAUCGAUAUUAAUUAUUAAUGAUAUAAUUUUAUAUAUUAUUAUUGGUUAUUGAGUGUCAUUCUUUUGUGUGUGUUCACUUGUGAUACAAGUCAGAGUUAUUACACGAGUUUACUGAUAUUUACAAGUUUCGAAACAGUCAGCCACGGGACUCGGAUUAAUUCACAACUUUACUCUCAUCGAAAAAAAAAAGCACUGCUUUGAAAAGCGAAAAAAUUAUAAAACAAAUAGGAGCUUUGAUGAGAGGAAAAUAUUUAUCGAUAAAAAUAUUAUAAUUUAAUAAAUAUUAUUAAGAUUAUAUUAUGGCGCCAUCGACAGAGCUUAAAGGUGGCUGUUGUGAUUCAGCAACAACAAAACAUAAUGGUCAUUUUGAAAGUAAAAAUGAUUUUCAAUUGGAAAUUAAAAAUGACAAUAAUAACGAGGUUGAAGUGGAGAUGGUGGUACCACCAGACGGUGGUUGGGGCUGGGUUAUUGUUGCAGCAUCAUUUAUGUGUAAUUUAAUUGUCGAUGGAAUAAUAUUUAGUUUUGGAACAUUUUUAAAACACAUUGUCAGUGAAUUUGAUGUAUCUGAUCCAGAAGUUGCUAUGGUUGGAUCAUUACAAACUGGCUUUUACUUGAUGGCAGGUCCAUUUGUAUCAGCAUUAGCAAAUAGAUAUGGAUUUCGAUUAGUUGCUAUGGUUGGAAGUGUUAUUAGCUGUGGAGCAUUUGUGUUAUCUAGUAUGAGUUCAUCAAUUAAAAUUCUUUGCAUUACUUACGGUGUUAUAGGGGGCGUUGGGUGUGGAUUGAUAUACGUGCCAGCAGUGAUAACAACAGGAUUUUAUUUUGAAAAAUGGCGAGCACUUGCAACUGGUAUUGCUGUUUGUGGUUCUGGUAUUGGUGCUUUUGUACUUGCACCAGUAUCAACUGAGUUAAUUAAAAAUUAUGGAUGGAGAAGAGCAAUGUUUAUUCAGGGUGUUAUGUUACUGCAUUGUGCUGUAUUUGGUGCAUUAUUUCGUCCACUUCGUCCAAAAAGAAUAAAAGUCAAACAAUUUGAAGUUAAACAAGAAAAUAUUGGCAAUGAAUCAAAAAAUCCUUUAAUGAUAAAAGGUAUAUCAGUUAAUUCACUUCAUGCAAGUCAACCACUUCCAGUUGGUUGGAUAUUUAAAACAAAUAAUAAUGCUGAAUAUCCGACAGCAGCUCAAGUCAUUGGAAGUAAUCCAGAAAUUGUUGUCAAUGGAUCAGUACGUUCACUUCAUCAUGUAUCAUCAAUAAUGGAAAAACAAUUAUCAACAUCAGAAAAAAGACUUUCAGUACCAAUUUAUCCAGAAAUGGAUAUUGUAACUGAUGACAUUAAAACAACUGAAGAAGAAAAUAAUUUACUUUCCGGUGACCUAGAAAGACUAAAUGGUCGGAUACCAACAAUUCGAAGACAUACAAUUAGUGGACGACGUGAUGAAAAUGGUAGUCAACAUUCAUUAAAAAAAGUUGGUAAACGUAAUUCAACAUCAAGAGAUCCACAAAGACCAUUUUAUAGAGAUGAUAUUUUUUAUGGUGGUUCAUUGGCAAGAUUACCACACUACAAAUCUCAAAUGUCUUCAGUUGGUUAUCACAUGUCUGUAACAAGAUUACCAACAGCUCAUGAUGUUGAAGAAGAAAAAAGUGGAAAUUGUUAUAUAUGUCCAGAAAGUGUAACACGUAUAUUAACAACAAUGCUUGAUUUAAGUUUAUUAAAAAGUCCAUCAUUUUUAAUACUUGCAAUAAGUGGUGGUUUAACAAUGCUUGGUUUUUAUACACCAUUUAUGUAUUUACCAGGUCGUGCUAAAGAUAUGGGUGUUGAUGAUAGCUAUGGAACAUUGAUGGUAUCUGUUAUUGGAAUUGCAAAUACAAUUGGACGUAUAGUUUGUGGUUUAGCAAGUAGUAUUCCACGUGUUGAUACACUCAUUGUUAAUAAUAUAUUUAUAACUGUUGGUGGUCUUGUAACAAUGUUAUCUUGUAUAUCAAUGACUGUUGGAUACCAGUUUUCUUAUGCUGCUAUCUUUGGAUUAAGUAUUUCUGUUUUUGCUGCAUUGAGAUCAAUUCUUGUUGUUGAAUUAAUGGGUUUAGAAAAAUUAACAAAUGCAUUUGGGCUUAUUUUAUUAUUUCAAGGAAUUGCUGCAACUAUUGGCACACCUUUGGCUGGAUUUCUUGGAACUUAUUUUGAGAGUACAAAUGCACCAUUUUAUAUUGCUGGUGCAGUUAUUGUUUUAUCAGCAGUUAUAUGCUAUCCACUUAAAGCAAUAAAUAGAUGGGAAAAUAGAAAAACAAAUCAACACUUAGAUGAAACAACACCUUAAAUAUAAAUAAUAAGUUUAAAUUGUUUUUUAUUUUAAAGACUGCAAAAUUCUGUGAAAAUUUGCAUUUAAAUUUGUCAAUUAAAUAAAAAAAAUGUAGAUUUUAUUUUUCAUAGAAAAAAAAUAAUUGUUAGAAAAAUAUAUAUUUUUAUUAAGAGAUUGCGAGUGUGUGAAUGUGAUUCGCAAGUACAAAAUAAAAAAAAAGUCUUCCAGCAUUUAAUAAACUUUUAAAGUUUGUUAUACUAUAAAAAAUGUAAAAAAAGGUAUUGUAAUAUAUUUUGUAAAAUAAUAUCAACGAGCAUUAGAUACUCAAGAUGAACAAAUAAGAAAAAGAAAUAAAAAAAAAUGUAUAGAUAUUUAUAAUUACACAGCUCAAUUAUUAAAGAAAAGAGUGUAUACUAUUAUUUUUGUUAAUACUGCGAUGUCGCAAUUACUUUAACAAAAAAAAUAAAUAUGUUAUAUAUAUUUGUAAAUGAGAUAUAAAAAAGAAAAAAUGAAUAAUGUGAUACAGAGCAUUUAGUAAAAUAAAUAAAAUAAAAAAUAUAUAUUUAUUUGUAAAAUAAUGAUGCAAAAAAACAUAUAUAAAUAUAAAUAUAUACGUAUGUUAUUUACAAUAAUAAAUUGUUCUAAAUUAGCAUAUUAAAAAGAAAUUAAGUUAUCAAUAUACAAAUAAUUUUAUUACAUCAUUUAUCAUUUAAAUAACGUCACAAAUGUCAUUGAUAAAAAUAUCCGUGACAUCUGAAUUAAUAACACACAUUGAACUCAAAGAUAUAUAAUAAUUAUUAUUGUUAUUAUAAUAAUAUAUUUUUAUUAUUUAUAAAAAAAAAAAAAUUACGAUAAAAAUGAUAAUUUUUUAAUCGAAAAAAAUGAUUAUAUAUUAAAAAAAAUUCCACUCAAUUUGUAAAAUAUCUUGUGUAGAAUAUAAUUCAAGGUUAAGAUAAAUUAUUAUUAUGUUUUUUUUUUAAUUGAAUUGUUUUUAUAAUUAAAAAAAAAAAAAAACAACUAUAAUUAUAAUCAUUGAUAUACAAUGUUUAUUUUUCAUUCACAUAAUUACUAGUCUCUGAAGACAUUUUUUAAAUCAACAAUAUUAAUAACUGUGCCAUUAUCAUAAUUUUAAAAUAUUAUAUAUAUUUUUUUUUUUUUAAUUAUUCUUUAAAGAUAUGUAUAUGAAUGUUUUAUUUAUCAAGUCAAUGUAUAUCGCAUUAGUCAUCAAUUAAUAUUAAUGAUUAGUCUGAAGAAUAAAUAAAAUAUAAAUUGAA
This is a messenger RNA of Aphidius gifuensis, 3773 nucleotides long. RefSeq names its product monocarboxylate transporter 4. NCBI's taxonomy places the organism in Eukaryota, Metazoa, Arthropoda, Insecta, Hymenoptera, Braconidae. Bases 508 to 2517 code for a protein of 669 amino acids. The record is from RefSeq and is a predicted model, not a curated record. Gene Ontology annotation, biological process: transmembrane transport; monocarboxylic acid transport. Gene Ontology annotation, molecular function: monocarboxylic acid transmembrane transporter activity. The transcript is spliced from 12 exons.